This is a messenger RNA of Physella acuta, 807 nucleotides long. Its product is annotated as GTPase IMAP family member 4-like. Lineage: Eukaryota; Metazoa; Mollusca; Gastropoda; Physidae. Gene Ontology annotation, molecular function: GTP binding. The record is from RefSeq and is a predicted model, not a curated record.
AUGGGAAACUCGCAAACUAGCAGACGCAAAUUUCUUCUAAUGGGGAAGACGGGCGCGGGUAAAAGCUCUACAGCAAACACCUUGCUUCAAAAAGAAGUCUUCAAACAAAGCACAAAUGCGACUGCGUGUACUAAAACAGUGGAGCUACAUGGCUUGCAAUAUAAAGAAAUGUAUUUUGAUGUUGUUGAUACUCCAGGAUUAAUGGACACAGAACUUGAUGAAAUAGAUAACACUAAAUUCACUCGAGGCAAUAUGAUUGAGGCUAUGAAAAUAUGUGAAGGAGGUUUCAAUGCUUUGUUACUUAUUGGGGACUUAAAUCUGAUGAAAGAUUCGGCUAAAGUCUUGAAAGAUGAUACUGAAAAAGUCAUUUCUGCAUUUGGAAUUUUAACUCAUAAUAAUAACCUGAAUUUAACUAACCUACCAGUGAACGGAAAUUCAACCGAUUCAGAAAUAAACCCAACAGCAAAUUUCUUACAACUUACUGAAAAAGUAACCUCGACAUUUAAAAAAUAUUUGGAAAAAGAGCCAAAAUGUUCGAAACAAUCUGAGCAAUACAUGGAGAUGAAUCAAAUCCUCAACAGUCCUUUACAGAACAGCCUGAGAAUACUUGGGAUCCACAUGGAGAAGCUGAAAUCCCCGGCAAACGUCAUUGAAGACAUGAACUUCCAAAUCCAUUACUGGAUCUCAGUGAUAGCUGAAGAAGCGCACGGCACCAGAUUAUUAGAUGAUGUCAUGACCGAGGCGGAAGAUCUUAAGAAAGAGAUAGAACAAUUUCAAGUAAAUCGAGCCCUACAUUUCUUCGCCUAA